Messenger RNA from Sycon ciliatum, 1143 nucleotides. RefSeq lists its product as uncharacterized. The transcript has a single exon. The record is from RefSeq and is a predicted model, not a curated record. The coding region runs from base 1 to 1143 and encodes 380 amino acids. Gene Ontology annotation, biological process: DNA integration. NCBI's taxonomy places the organism in Eukaryota, Metazoa, Porifera, Calcarea, Leucosolenida, Sycettidae. Gene Ontology annotation, molecular function: nucleic acid binding.
AUGGCCCCGCUUCCAUCUGCCCGCGCAACAAGAUCUAUCCCGUUCACCCAUGUGGGACUAGAUUACUUCGGUCCUCUGCUCGUCAAGCACCAGCCAAGUACCAAGAAGGUAUGGGUCCUCCUAGUGACAUGUAUGGCAACUAGAGCUGUCCAUCUAGAACUGGUGGCAGACAUGACCACAGAGGAAUUCCUGCUAGCGUUCCGCAGGUUCGUGUCGUUGCGUGGUUGCCCUGAAGAGGUAGUGUCUGACAACGCGCCACAAUUCAUCCUAGCUAAGUCUGUUCUGGAUGUGGCCUUUGAAGAAAUGGCAACGAGUGAUGAUGUCCUGUCGUACAUGUCGAGGACUGGUGUGAAGUGGCACUAUAACCCACCGAUCUCACCUUGGAUGGGUGGUUUCUACGAGCGUCUCGUUGGAACAGUCAAACGAAGCCUGAAGAAGGUCGUUGGCCGCGCGCUCCUCACUGUGUCGCAACUGACUACCAUUCUCAUGGAAGUGUCAGCAGUCGUCAACUCGCGUCCACUGGUGUACGUGGACAAUGACUUGCAGGAGAUACUCACCCCAAGUCAUUUUCUGUGCCUGUCCGCAACUACUGGUGGCGUGCAACCCACUGCUGAUGACGGCGAUCCGGACCACAUCGAAGUUCCGACUGCAGCUCAGAAUCUUCUCUCUGUCUGGAAGAAGGGUCAACGAACAUUGGACCAGUUCUGGCGUGUCUGGCGAGACGACUACUUGGCUGAUCUCCGCAACAGUCACACUCGGAAGCUCCGACAGGCACGCGUUACCGCUUCGGAACAGCCAGCCGUUGACGAUGUUGUACUAAUAAGGGAUGACAUGCCCCGUGGCUCAUGGCGACUUGGUCGCAUUGUCGCUCUCCAUACAAGCAAGGACAUGGAGAUACGUUCCGCAACCGUCAUCACUGCAGAGAAGACAGAGCUCAAACGACCCCUGUCUCUCCUGUACCCUAUCUGUCCUGCUGCUAACUCCGAGGCUAACAACAACAGCACCGCUCCGGACACACACACCACUGGCCAAGCCGAUCUGCCAGUUCCAGCAGCUGUUGCUCCACCCAGUCGUCCACAACGUGCUGCCGCUAAGAAGCAACGUCAGACGCUUCGCCAAUUAAUUGGCAGCGAACUUGUUUAG